GAGUAACAUAUUGCACUGAACAAAGAACAACACUUUGAAAAAUAAGAGUAGAAAGAAAAAAUGGGGAAAGUUUCUAAGCGAUUAGGGUUUUUGGGUUUGAUGCUUGUGGUUCUCAUUAUUGGAGUUGCGGAAUGUAGGAGACUUGAGAAGGAUACUUUGGGAGGUGGUGGUCUUGGAGGAGGGGGUGGUGCUGGAGGAGGAUUUGGUGGUGGCAAAGGCGGUGGUGGGGGUGUUGGAGGAGGAGCCGGUGGCGGUGCUGGUGGGGGAUUUGGUGGGGGUGCUGGUGGAGGCAAAGGUGGUGGUUUAGGUGGUGGUGGAGGUCAAGGUGGAGGAUUUGGUGGUGGUGCUGGAGGAGGAUUAGGCGGCGGAGCUGGUGGUGGUCAUGGUGGUGGUGCGGGAGGAGGAUUUGGGGGUGGUGCUGGAGGAGGUGGCGGUGCUGGAGGAGGAUUUGGCGGUGGUGCUGGUGGAGGCCAUGGUGGCGGUGCUGGAGGAGGAUUUGGCGGUGGUGCUGGAGGAGGUCACGGCGGCGGUGCUGGUGGAGGAUUUGGCGGUGGUGCAGGAGGUGGAGGAGGCCAUGGUAGCGGUGCUGGUGGAGGAUUUGGUGGCGGUGCAGGAGGUGGAGGAGGCCAUGGUAGCGGUGCUGGUGGAGGAUUUGGCGGUGGUGCAGGAGGUGGAGGAGGCCAUGGUGGUGGUGCUGGUGGAGGAUUUGGCGGUGGUGCAGGAGGUGGAGGAGGCCAUGGUGGUGGUGCUGGUGGAGGAUUUGGUGGUGGAGCUGGAGGAGGGCACGGUGGUGGAGCUGGAGGGGGCUUUGGCGGUGGUGCAGGAGGUGGAGGAGGCCAUGGUGGCGGAGCUGGUGGAGGUUUUGGUGGCGGUGCAGGAGGAGGAGGAGGCCAUGGCGGAGGGUUUGGUGCUGGUUCUGGAGGAGGCCGUGGGGGUGGAUUUUGAAUAUAGUUUUAUACUUACUUGUGUCUCAAGCCAGAUUAAAAAGAAGGAUGUUUUCUGAAGCUUUUUAUUAUGAAUGAAUGAAAUAAAUGAUAGUAUUUAAG
Molecule: messenger RNA, 1046 nt
Organism: Arabidopsis arenosa
Lineage: Eukaryota; Viridiplantae; Streptophyta; Magnoliopsida; Brassicales; Brassicaceae
Source: the annotation of a GenBank genome assembly